Oncorhynchus mykiss (rainbow trout) is the source of this 2539-nucleotide messenger RNA. Lineage: Eukaryota; Metazoa; Chordata; Actinopteri; Salmoniformes; Salmonidae. The record is from RefSeq and is a predicted model, not a curated record.
UAUGACAAUACCAAGGCAGGACUUUCGCGUUACGAAAAUAACAACAGACGUAGAAUCAAGAAGUAAAAUUGCCUACAGAUGUGGUAAGGUACGAGCCACGGUCGACUCCUUUUGCAUCUCUAUGUCAACUUUUUUCUUUGUCUUUUUUAAAAGUGGCAGUAUACCUCAAGGCAAAAUUUUCAUCUUUAUGUCUGUUUUGGUUGGGACAUUGGAAAAGAAGGACCAUAGAGAGAGAGAGAGAAAUUCCUACCGAAUGAAGAAUGUAUAGUCCAGCUGUGAGCCGCAUCCAUUCACGACGAACCACGGGUGUUUAUGAAGAAUCAACAUGUUCUACCAUCGAGGGGCAGUCUGUGAGCCUUCUUCGUUAUAACGGGUGUGUGUGUCUGGUUCACUGUCAGAGGGGAAAGAUCAGAGGUCACAGCAGGUCGGGGGCUAGAAGCUAGGGAUCAUGUCUGCCGUGGCGUUCCAGGACCUUCCUCUUAACAUCUACAUGGUCAUCUUCGGGACCGGAGUCUUCGUCUUCGUCCUCAGUCUCAUCUUCUGCUGCUACUUCAUCAGUAAACUAAGGCACCAGGCUCGGCGAGAGAGGUUUGGAUACAAAGCGGUGGUAUUCAAAGGGGAUACAAAGAAACUGAAUCUAAACGGGCAGACAUGUGCAGUGUGCUUGGAGGACUUCAGAGUGAAAGAUGAGCUAGGAGUGUUGCCAUGCCAACAUGCCUUUCACCAGAGUUGCCUGGUGAAGUGGCUGGAGGUGCGCUGUGUGUGUCCCAUGUGUAACAAGCCCAUCACUGGACCACCUGAACAUCACCACAGCCUGGGCACACUACUGGAUGAACUGGUGUAGCGCAUUGUCAUGGCGAUACAGUUCGAACGGAGUGGUGUAACAUGUUGAUAUGACAACACAGUUGGAAUAGACUGGUCUAACAGACUAUACGUCGUUAAAGUGAAUUUGCUGGACAAACUGUUCUUAAGGUCCAGGGAGAAAACCACAACAAUGGAGAAAAAAUAUUCAGAUUUCAGACCCUCAUGUAUUGAUAAUGAGACGGGACACAGAGCAGUAUGGGUACUGUAGUAUAUCAUACUACACCUUAUCAAGUGGAGUCAGUCAUUUAAUGACUGACUGCUCAAACCUCUUCACUCAACCAGUUUCAGGAAUGAGUGCAGGAUUCCCAAACCAAACUCUGGGACUAAAAUGUCCCUCUCAACCCUCAGUCACUGUCUGGACGAGGGGCUACCUGUUGAGGGAGAACUUCAGGUAACUCAUGGGCCACAUUGCCGAACGCCCAGAUAAAAAAUAUGAUGUAGAACAGACAUGCCUCUCUGAAAUGUAGGGUGAGGAAUCAUGUCAACUCUAUUUGUGACAUUUCUAUCUGCAACAUCCAGUAUGUUGCACCCUGGGGAUGAUGACAUACAUUUAUUAUUAUUGUGACACGUUUCCUGCUGACUACACUGUAUGUGUGUGUAUGCGCGUCUGUCAGAUCUGUGUGUGACACACUCCUGUUUUGACCGACAACGACAAUGUAUUUAUUCUGACCAGUAUUUCCUAUAAACAAGCCUUUGCAGUUUAUUGUAUUUAGAAUGAAGAGAGAUUCAGACGCAUUCCUUUCUGCAUGGUAAACUGAACUGAAGCACUGCCCAAUAGCUAAGUCGACAUUCCCUACGUGAACAUCGCAAAGAUUUUUCUAUUGAAAUGGAAAUCAUAAGACAAUAUCUGCUUUAGUAAAUAUGAGAAAAAGUCUAUGGGUCCUGAUUUGUUCUAUGUCCUACCAUGUUUGUAGUGUGUGAACGAACAGUCCUCUACUGUGUAUGUAGAGCCAGGAGGAAUAGAAACACACCUCACCUGCCUUAAACCCCCUCUCACCUCCGGGUCUGCUCUGAGAUACGACAUGGGCCAUGACCCAAUACUUCAACCAUUCCCCUUCCACCCUCCCUUCCGCAAAGUACUCACUGACCUUACUGGAUGGGUAGAAGACGUUCCACCACAUAGCUUCCGUCAAUACAGUCAGGUCAGAUGUGUGAAUAUUUAGUAAAAGAGGUUGAAAGGGUACAUUUUUUAAGUAUUGGAACAGGUCCAUGGAUUUUACAGUCCUGUCUCAGUUGCCAUGUUUGUGCUCCUGUGAAUGUUUCAGGGGUCACUUCUCAACACCAUCCAUCUCUUCAUCACAGAGUGUUAUUAUGGACUGCCCUCAUACGAACAGUUACACCAUGAAGCCUGGAAGGGUCACUAGACUAUAGUCACUAGAGGGCCAGCCUGUCUCUGCUUUUACAUGAAUAUUUCAAAGGAGUUGGCUGAAGCAGGCACCCAAGCUACUAAGUGGCCAGGCUAGAUCGAACAAGUGACACUAUUUAAUGAGAACUGACAAACAAAUUUGUGUGCCAUCUGUUAGGGGUUAACCCUUCACACUCCUACCCGUAUACUGGUUGAAAAGUGAGUAUUUGGACACUGAUAAACGCCUAAAUUGGAACGCAGUGGCUGUACAGUAACUUCCUAUACAUGACAUCAGAGCUCAGGGUCUCCACUUCACAGCGCUGUACGGGU